AUGUCAGGUGCAGAAGAAGUCGACCAAUCCCUCACUGAGAACCCUCCCCUUUCUUUAGAAUCAUUAGCCCGGCUGGUUUCUAAUAUGUCUGACACAUUCAACUCUCAGCUCGAAAAUAUCUCCCGGAAGUUCAGCGAAUUAGAUAACCGGAUGGACGAGCUGUGUGCCCGUAUUGACGACAAUGACAUAGAUGUUCGUGCCAAGCUUACCCAAGUUCAAUCCUCAGUUAACACAGAUUUAAUUGCAAUACACAGUGACAUUUCCCAACAACAGCAACGAUCCCAAGAGUCCCAAAAAAGUAUUACUAUCACUCAGCGCACACUCAAUGAUACCGUAAAAGCAUUAGGCGAUCGUAUUAGCCUUGUUGAAGGCCAAAGUGCUCGGCUAGCUGCUCUUGAAAACAAAAGUCAAAAUUCUGUCCCUCUUAUUCCCCCACCCACUGUCUCUACAAACUCUCAAUCAAUACCACAAAUUUCAUUUAAUAGCUUUCUGACCUCCACUACUCUUGCUAGUUCUUGUCAGACACAAACUACCGCCUCCCUAAAUGUCUCUAAUCUCUCAGCGCCCAUGUAUAACAACCCAACAAUCCGUCACAUAGACCCUCUACGCAACAAUACAAUCCUCUCCAAUAUUUCCGGUAUAACUUUCGAUUCAACAAAGCUCUCUCCCUACGAUGGUAAAUUAGUCCCCUUACAUCCCGAAGAAUUCCUUGAGCAAGCCGAACAGUAUUUCCUCACCCAGCCCCCGGUUCAUGAUCAACUAAAAAUUAAUUACAUAAAAGAGCGAUUUACUGGCGACGCUAGACUCUGGUAUAACACCUUAUUACCCUCCCCAUCUGUAUACCAGGACUUUUUAUUAUUGUUUAGAAACCAUUUCUGGUCUACCAACCAGCAACGUGCCAUUAGGAAUGAAUUAUACCGGCCAUAUUUUCAUAGGGACAAUUCAUCCCUCCAAAAGCAUGCUAUGGAUUGGAUUAACCGAGCCCGUUUCCUGAGACCCCCGAUCGAUCAAGCCGAAAUGGUUGACCAAAUUAUAUCCCACUUUUCAUUUAACAUUUCCGUCGCCCUCCGAGGUCUCCGUAUCGUCACAACUAAUGAACUCAUCCAACAGCUCUCCCACCUUCAACAGGCCCAUUCCCCUCAAAAUACCCAGAAUAGUCAAACUGCCUCCUCUCAUCAAAAUCUAAAUUCACAACAGAACUCCUUUGGCCACAAUAAUCAAAAUAGAUACCCUCCCCGUCAAAACAAUUACUCCCCUCGUUUCAAUAGUUACAAUAGACCUCAAACGGAUAACACUCAAAAUCAAUCAUCACCCCCAUCACCAGACCAGGCCACUUCACCUUCGGGAAACUAG
This is a messenger RNA of Macrosiphum euphorbiae (potato aphid), 1353 nucleotides long. The record is from the annotation of a GenBank genome assembly. NCBI's taxonomy places the organism in Eukaryota, Metazoa, Arthropoda, Insecta, Hemiptera, Aphididae.